Molecule: messenger RNA, 4821 nt
Organism: Coprinopsis cinerea okayama7#130
Lineage: Eukaryota; Fungi; Basidiomycota; Agaricomycetes; Agaricales; Psathyrellaceae
Exons: 7
Coding region: 1-4821 (1606 amino acids)
Source: RefSeq, a predicted model, not a curated record
AUGGGGGAGACUAAUGAAGAGGACAGAGGAGGGGCCGAAAAAGUUCCUCUGGUCGCCCAAGAAGGUCCCAACCAACGCAGACGCAGAGCUGGCUCGGACUGCGAUCCAUUGGACCCCAUGCUGCAGCUUGGUUCGCAGGUGGGCGGCGCAGGUCCAUACGCCCUUCGGCGCAACAUCACUCUGACAGAGAAGUCACCCGAGACAGUCAGAUCUUCCAAGGCAAAACGCCAGAGGGAAGGGAGUCAGGGCGUUGGAGAAAUCGUCCCUAAGUCUCCGACGGCCCAUCUUUCUACCCGGGGUCGUCCUCAAGCCACCCACGAUGGCGUAUUCCUUGAUCUCGUCCAGGCGUCCAGCGAGCAAGCGAAGAGACGAAAAACGCGGUCCAACUCCAGAGUCAAACAGCCCCCCGCAUCCAAGGCAUCUCGCCAGCCAAUUGAGAACAUAGGUGGUGCCGUACCCACCACUCAACAAACGCACACAAGCCAUCCCGCCAACCCUCCCAGUGAUAGCUCUUCCUCACACCCUUCCCAGCAUCCUUGUAACCCUUCACAGAACGGCUCGCAGACCACCGUCCCUCCUCCAUGUUCAGCACCACACCCGACUCUCCAAGGUCAGCAAGACCCUCGCGCAUUUGGAUCCCUCAAUAUGUCACUUCAAGCUCCUCCCUCAUCUCUUCCGUAUCAUCUACCUCCUCCCCCUCCCCCUCUGAAUUAUGGGGUUAUCCCGUCUUCUCUUACCCGCCCCAUGACAAUGUCCACGAGUAACCCAAUUGCACCUUUAUCGGCGCCAGGACAGCAUUCCCAAACAGUCUCGUGUAAGGGCGUUCCCCCUCAAAACAGAGCCGUGGAUGGUCUCACCUCCCUGCGUGGGAGCAAGGAGCACAACGCCCACACGGCCAUCCCUCUCAGCGAUACCAGCUUCCAGGCACCAACCCUUCAAUCCCAGGCGCUUUCGCUUCACGCUUCGAUCCAUUCGUCAAUCCACCCCUCCACGGGUCCCCCUACUACAUCUACGUCGUCUAUCCAGCCUGUCAACACUUCCCUUCUUGCCGAUGCUCUGUUUCCGUCGCCGUCCCGUGUCCAAACGUCUUCCUACAAGACCCGCCCUUACUACACCCACUAUCGCCAUCCUUCAGCACCGCUAGAGCUCGCGGCCCCUUCGAUCAUCCGGGCCAAAGGGCAUGACGAUCUACCAGCCAGGAAUGAGGACAGGUCGAGGAGUGUACCUCCAGACCUACCCGAGAAUGAUGGGGUGUCUACGGCUCUGCAUCGCUCCUUUCGCGAGAAGGUUGAGUCGAUGAAGGGGAGCAAGAUUGACGCUUUAAGAAAGCUUUCCAACGUGUCGACCAGUACUGGAUCUCAGCCUGCUUCAAUCGUCGGGCCGUUACCUAGCAUUCCGGAAGAGAGUCCGAGGAAUGAUGCGCAGGGUGCCUCUAACGAUUGGGAGGAUUACGAGCAGGACUGGGAGCAUGGGUUUGAAGACGACCCCUCGGCACCAACUCAAGAUCGCAUGACUAGGAGCCAAGAAUGCGAAGGGGAUGCUAUCUACGACGACUCGAAUUCAAAGGAUGAAACGUCCGGUAGGCUCCCGGGGUCAAUGGGUCGUCCUUCUGGGGAGCAGAGGAAGAUGUUAGACGCCGGAUUCGACGCCAUCAACGAUUCGUUUGCUGCGCUCGCUGGGAAGGUUGGGUUCCCUGUUUCGAGAGUCAAGCAGAUGUGGUCCCAGAAAAAUCGCAUGCUCACGACCAAGCCAAGAGGAGGGAAUGGUGUGAACUACUUCAACCUGUACGGCAAGUUGUUCGCCCAUACGGACCACAAGUCUACAGAGAUUGCAAGAGCUCUCGAGUACCGCGAAGUACACUUAUCUCCGGAAGAGCUGGAGGAGUUCAAGGACACUGCGCCGGACCGUCGUGAAUGUUACAUCGCGUUUCGCCAGUCGUAUCCCGAGGACCUCUGGAAAAAGGUCUUGGAGAUGGAGGUGCAAAAACUGUCGCUCAAUGACCGAGAGGGGGUUACCCUUCAAACCCGGAAGAUGAACUUCGAAAGUUCUAAAGCCGCCGCUCGCAGCAUAUUGGAUGAAGCCUCACGCAAUCACCAAUUCGAGGCCCUUCUCGUGCUCACCGGGUCCCACCAUUCCGACAAGAACUUGGUUUACGUUCACGAAACCGAAGGGGCACAAGGUUUUGUGGAAGAGAGAUUGAAAACGCAGGUGGAUAAUCUGGCCAUAAGGCUUCAAAUCCACUCAAGCGACCGUCUGGAACGGAUGAAACCCCUGCACGCCUUCAGCGACGAGGAUGCAUCUGCCAAAUCUGUUACGACCGCAGUGGUUCAAGGUCGUAGCGGCGCCACUCCUGGUGCUUCUGCCUCGCUUUCCGCAAAGGGGGGAAAGGCUGCCAACAAGCGUAAGCGAGUGGAGGACGACGAAGAGGCGGAGGAUCAGGAGGAGGAAGAGGGGUCCAGCAAGUCGAUCAGCGACGAGGCCUUUGCUCAAAUGGGCCAGAAAGAAUGGACGGGCAUUAUCCGGAACCAUCUCUGUGAAACAAUCCGAAAGACACCCGGGUUUGAGGAUGAGAAGAUGUGGAAAGUCCUACACUGGAGGAGAUUGCCGAACUACUUCAGUAGUCGGGGCUUGGCUCUGGUCAACUGGCACCGGCGCGCAGGCUUUCCGGAGGAGUCUCAGGAAACCGGUAAAGGGAUGAGGGAGAGCGGUGCCGAUUCCAUGCGCCUUCUGGCCAACGAUUGCCGAAAGGGUCGCGGCCCCAAGGUGAUUGCGUGCGACAAGACCCAGGUCAAGCAGUCCAUACUCCCGGUCAUUGUCACGCGGGCCCCUAACAUUUCCGGACGUCCCGACGCUCGAGGACAACGCUUCUUUCUUGAUGGCUUCAUCGACUCACUUGGCCCCUGUUCCACGGACGACUGGGAUUACGUGGGCCCUCCUCGCCAACACCAGUCACCUGCAAAGCCAAAGGCACCACGGGCAAAGCCUCAGCCAACCAAGCGAUUGCCAGGGAAGUCCAAGGUCUCAUCGGGCCCCUCAUUGCAGCCGUCAACCCCCGAUACAUCCAAUCCUCUCAAGUCCUCGGGGAAUCCAGAUGACAAAACGACCUCCAAACGCAACAAGCAGACAGCCCAAUCGCGACGGAAGGGUUCGAAAGCAGAUGGUUCAUCAAAAACCGACGAAGCAUCGACGAAGACGGGUGGUAACCGUAGGGCGAAGUCGAGCGCAAACGCGGUGAAGACGGGCAAAGGGAAAGCAGCCGCCAAAUCAACAAAGAAGACCCCAUUGGCGAGACAGGUGGGAGGCGGAGGGAAAGCCGAGGGGUCAUCGAGCGGCUCUGACGAGGAGGAUGAAGAGAUGGAGGCGGAUGAGGAGGAUGAUAGUGGCAGUGACGUGGACGACUACGACGGCGGAGCUGCACGGAAUACGAGCAAGAAUGUCCCUCGACGCAAUGUCCGUCGAAAAGUCACAUCCAAGGCACUCGUCGACAGCAGCACUGACGAAUCCUCGGCGUCGGACUCGAGCGACAGUGAGUAUAACGCCGGUGGAAACCAGGGCAGUCCCACAUCUCCUGGUAUGAACCCUCCUCAGGCGAGAAAGAGCAGCUGCGAGGACAAGGGUAAUCAGGCUCUGAGCAAUGUCAGUUUGGGGGAAUCGAACACUCAGGCGGACUCUUCAGCCUCUUCAGCCCAACCGAACGCCGUCGAGCCCCCAUCCGCGGAGGUUAGCAUUCCACAGAAACGCGCCGCAGAGGUCCUCCAGGCAGAUAAACUCAACGAGAAGAAAUCCAGGACCGACGCUGGUCCUUGUUCGGCCGUCCCAGCUCCAACACUUACCCCUUCCCACACUGUGUCCCAAGACAGUUCCUACAGUCCCUGUGCAACAACGGCGCCUAUUCAACACUCAUCCCAGCAUCUUCCUCUUGCGGACCAGAUCUUGCCCAGCGCCUCGGUGUCUCAGGUCUCUCAUCAACCAUUUCAACAUCUUUCUUUUGGCGAUCAGGGGACAACGCUGGACGACUCUACUCUCAGGGCUGGGAAUGGCCAGCCUGCUCGUGCGCACGAGAAUCCUGCCGUCUGGGGUCAACCUGCAGCGAAUGCUGAUCAUGCGGGCCAUCCUGCUCAUCCCAUUCCUCCUCAGCGCAUGCUUGGCCAGCCUCUUCAUUCUCAAGUUAUUCAGCAGCCCCCUCGCGCUCAUGGCCAGCUCCUACCCCAACCAACACACCACCAGAGUCAGCAACAUCGUCCUCCUCCGCCUCCGCCUCCGCCUCCGCCUCCGCCUCCGCCUCCUCGAUACCCGCCUCAGCCCCCAAUGAAUUCUCAACCUCCACUGCCCCCUUCCCAAAGACCUUCACAUCUAUCUCAGCCUGUGCAGGGUGCAUACCAAGGCAACUGGGGUCACCCGCAAUCGGGUAAUGUAGCGUGGCCCCAAACCCAGUACCCAGCGCAAUGGGAGGCGAGUGGUUCUUUCCAGAACCCCCAUGCCAAUCAAGAGCUAUCGCCAAUCGAAAACCGUCCGGAUCACUUCCACUCGAACAUGUCGUAUGGCGGCCACCAACAUCCAACUACGCCGGCGCAGUGGGGCCCUGUUCAGGAAUACUCCGACCCAAGAUACGCGUAUACUCCAGGGCCUAAUUCCUACCAACACGCUUAUCACCUGGAACAGGCGGCUCGUGGUCAGCAACCUCCGUUCGAAGCGCUGGAGGGGGCUCAACGGAGUCAUGUUCCACUGCACCCUCCAUACGACACACAUUACGAUCCUAACGUUCUGGGCCCGCCUCCCACGGGGGACCGGAUCGCUCAAAGCUCGCGCCAUCCCCAUUGA